Molecule: messenger RNA, 1524 nt
Organism: Lachancea dasiensis
Lineage: Eukaryota; Fungi; Ascomycota; Saccharomycetes; Saccharomycetales; Saccharomycetaceae
Source: the annotation of a GenBank genome assembly
AUGGCGAAGGAAGCAGUCUCAGCAGCAGCAGCUCGCUCCAAGAAGCAUAGUAGAGACGAAUCGGAAGAGGAGCUCUCCGAUACCAAGACGGUAAGCACGAGCGACAGCUCUUCUAGCACCGAGUAUAAGGAAAAUUUCAACGAACUUAACCUUUCGCCCGCGACUAUAAAGGCGGUUGAGAAGCUAGGGUUUACCAAGAUGACUCAAGUGCAGUCACGUACUAUUCCUCCACUGCUGGCUGGUCGUGAUGUAUUGGGAGCGGCAAAGACCGGGUCUGGUAAGACGUUAGCUUUUUUGCUUCCUGCCAUUGAGAUGCUGCACUCACUGAAGUUCAAACCCAGAAAUGGUACUGGUGUUGUUGUGAUCACACCAACGCGUGAGCUGGCGUUGCAGAUUUUCGGUGUUGCCAAACAACUUCUGGAAUUCCACUCGCAAACGUUUGGGAUCGUUAUUGGAGGUGCCAACCGUCGUCAAGAGGCAGAUAAGCUUGCUAAGGGUGUAAACUUGCUUAUUGCCACUCCAGGAAGACUUCUGGAUCACCUUCAAAACACUCAAGGGUUUGUGUUCACUAAUCUGCGUGCGUUAAUCAUUGAUGAGGCCGACCGUAUCCUUGAAAUUGGUUUUGAAGAUGAAAUGCGUCAGAUUGUCAAGAUUUUGCCUAAUGAAGACCGUCAAACAAUGCUUUUCUCUGCAACACAAACCACUAAAGUGGAGGAUCUGGCCAGGAUCUCUUUGAGACCAGGGCCGCUUUUCAUCAAUGUUGAUUCUGAAAAAGAAACUUCCACCGCGGAUGGCUUAGAGCAAGGGUACGUUGUUUGCGAGAGUGAUAAGCGGUUCUUGCUUCUAUUCUCUUUCCUCAAGCGUAACCAAAAGAAGAAGGUGAUUGUCUUCUUGUCUUCUUGCAAUUCCGUCAAAUAUUACGCUGAACUUCUUAACUAUAUCGACCUUCCUGUAUUGGAACUGCACGGUAAGCAAAAACAACAGAAGCGUACAAACACAUUUUUCGAGUUUUGCAAUGCCGAGAGAGGUACUCUGGUGUGUACUGAUGUGGCUGCAAGAGGCUUGGAUAUUCCAGCUGUGGACUGGAUUAUCCAGUUCGAUCCUCCUGAUGAUCCCAGAGAUUACAUUCACAGAGUGGGGAGAACCGCAAGAGGCUCCAAAGGCAAGGGUAAGUCAUUGAUGUUUUUGACUCCUAAUGAACUCGGCUUCUUGCGCUACUUGAAGGCCGCCAGGGUACCUUUGAAUGAGUUCGAAUUUCCAACCAAUAAAAUUGCAAAUGUGCAGUCGCAACUAGAGAAAUUGAUUAAGUCCAACUAUCACCUCCACCAAAUUGCCAAGGACGGCUACCGGUCCUACUUACAAGCAUAUGCAUCUCAUUCGCUGAAGACUGUUUAUCAGAUUGAUAAAUUGGAUUUGGCUAAGGUGGCAAAAUCCUACGGUUUCCCAAUUCCUCCUAAGGUGAACAUCACUAUCGGCGCUUCCGGUAAAACACCAACCAUUAAGAAGCGUAAGUUGAAAAAUUAA